Pelobates fuscus (common spadefoot toad) is the source of this 3157-nucleotide messenger RNA. It is a transcript of the gene TFDP2, whose product is annotated as transcription factor Dp-2. Gene Ontology annotation, molecular function: DNA-binding transcription factor activity, RNA polymerase II-specific; RNA polymerase II transcription regulatory region sequence-specific DNA binding. Lineage: Eukaryota; Metazoa; Chordata; Amphibia; Anura; Pelobatidae. Bases 187 to 1323 code for a protein of 378 amino acids. The record is from RefSeq and is a predicted model, not a curated record. Gene Ontology annotation, cellular component: transcription regulator complex; nucleus. The transcript is spliced from 11 exons. Gene Ontology annotation, biological process: regulation of transcription by RNA polymerase II; regulation of cell cycle.
CUUCCUCAUUCUCAAGUUUUCAGGCUAUGGUAACAAAGAGUGGGCAUAGUAGUGAGCUGUGAAUUGUGAGCCAGUCGUGUCCUGCAUCCAGGGUAUGGACUAUUGAAUUGCCUGGCUUCCAGUUUUCUACGAAAUCAACUACAACAGAUUCCUUCUGAUACAUUAAACGUGAAUGAAGAUCUCCAAAUGAUUAUAAGCACUCCUCAGAGGUUGAGCGCGGGAGGAGAUCUUCUGAUUGGGAAUCCAUUUGCCGCAGCCACCACAACUAUGGUCACUCAGAGCCACAUCACAGAAGCUACCAGCUGGAUCCCAGGGGACCGGAAGCGUACCCGGGACUUCAUAGAGUCUGACUUUUCAGAGAGCAAAAGAAGCAAACGAGGGGAAAAGAGUGGAAAGGGUUUGCGGCAUUUCUCCAUGAAGGUCUGUGAGAAAGUUCAGAAUAAAGGAACCACAUCCUAUAACGAGGUGGCUGAUGAACUGGUGGCCGAGUUCACUGGUUCUGCGGGUCACCUGGCUACCGACUCUGCAUAUGAUCAGAAAAAUAUUAGACGAAGAGUUUAUGAUGCUUUGAAUGUACUUAUGGCUAUGAAUAUUAUCUCUAAAGAGAAGAAAGAAAUUAAGUGGAUCGGUUUACCCUCCAACUCUGUCCAGGAAUGUGAGAACUUAGAAAAGGAGAAACAGAAGAGAAUAGAACGCAUUAAACAAAAGAGUGCUCAGUUACAGGAGCUGCUCCUGCAGCAAAUUGCCUUCAAACACCUUGUUCAGAGGAACAGACAGCUGGAGCAGCAGAGUCACAGUCCACCUGCGGAAAACUCUACUAUCAAACUUCCGUUUAUUAUUGUUAACACUAGCAAGAGAACUGUUAUAGACUGCAGUAUAUCCAGUGACAAGUUCGAAUACUUAUUUAAUUUUGACAAUACUUUUGAAAUCCAUGAUGACAUUGAGGUCCUGAAAAGAAUGGGCAUGUCAUUUGGACUGGAGUCUGGUGUAUGCUCAUCAGAGAACCUGAAACUUGCCAAGUCCUAUGUACCCAGAGCUUUGGAAGGAUAUGUGACAGACAUGGCAACGGGGUCUUCAUGGACGGAUCAAGGUCUUAAUUUCAGUACAUCCCAAACGGUCUCUGCUGUGAAUGCAGCCUCCACUACAACUUACACUCAGUCCAGUGAAAACCCGGGAUUGUAUUUUGACUCUGAAAUCUCUUUGACUACCGGCAGUCACCAUUCCAGUUCAGGAACAUCGCACUACACAGAAUCUCGAGGAGAGACACCGUGCUCGUUUGAUGAUGAUGAGGAAGAUGAAGAUGAUUCGUCCUCCCUGGAAUAAAAACAUCCUACAUGAAGAGUGUGUGUGCAUGAGUGUAUAUGAUGAGUGUGUGCGUGGAGUGCGUGGAGUGCAGUCUAUUGACCUGAAGACUUCACUUGAAAGAGUGGCGAUAUGGUGGGUCUUGUGGCAUCUUUUUCUUGGUAAAGUAUAAAAUUACAAGAAAAGCCAAACUCAGCCAUACAUGUUGGCAUCGUGCCACGUGGCUGUUACCGGAUGACCACAAUUAUGUUUAGCUUUGUUUUUUGAAGAUUUAAUUGCCCCUCCCAGUGUGAAAAAAAAAUGCUGCUUUAACUCUGUCGCUGCUGGAUUUUUGUAUGCUCACUGCCUUUGCCAGCUUACAAACCUUUCACAGACUAGAAACAGCUCCGUGAAUUCAGAGCAUAUGGGGACAUUUAUUUAGGGAUGAAGCCUGCUACCAUUUAUUAUGGACUCUGCUACUUGCAGGCUUCAGCACUGAGUACAGAUACUGCUUUUUAAAUGCCAGAGUAGUAUUGUCCAUCACUCUGGCCCUGCUAGGUUUAAAUUAAGAGGCUUUCGUUUCUAUGAAAAGGUUUUUGUUUUUUUCCAUAAAUAGAAAUUUGCUGAAAGGCUAGUGAUUAACCUUUUGCAUGCCGGAGCGGUGCACAAAACACUGCAAAGGAAGCCAUUGGCGCAGUAGGUUCUCCCUCAGAAGGAACCUUUCAAACCGAAGCUGGAAGAAAAUUUUUUUUUUUUUCUUUGUUUAGAAAUGUUUAAGCCAGUCUGCAAUAAAACAUGUUCUAAUAAAGACUGAGAUGGAUAUAUAUAAAUAUAUUAUUUUUUUUUAUAUAUAUAUUUUUUGUACACCACAAUUUUAUGUUCUGCGUUUUCUUCUUCUUCUUCGUACCAAGAUAUCCCAGAAUCAAAUAGUAUACGAAAUGCUCAGAUUAUUUUUUUUCCUGUUUGUUAGAUGUAAACCCAAACAGAAUAUCUAAAAAAUGGUGGAAGGUUCACGUAUUCCACUUUUUUGCAUGCUAACAAUAACAAUUAUUUAAUUUAACUUUUUUUUUUUUUUUUUGCCCACCAAACAAUCCUUUCCUAUAUCUUGCGAAAGUUGGUUUUUAUUUUAAUUAAAUCACGUAUUCACAGAUUCUUAGUAAACCGUGAAAUGAGCCGAAAUGAAGCAAUCAGACUCUUUAAUCAUUUUAGCGAAAAAAAAAUACAAAAUUGAAAAGCCCUGAGUUGUAUUUACAGAUCCCCAGUACACUUAAACUCUUGGGUAUUCUCCUGCACUCAGACACGUAUUGACAAAUCAAUCCCUGCUGAGUUCAUACAGGGUAAAAUCCCAUCAUAAUCGGAAUGUUGCUGAACUCUGCAUGGAGUUGUUAAAAUCUUGGUCAACUCAUGUUCUGGCCACGUUCGGACAAACUCAGCAGCCUAAAUCAAAAUUUUCUUUGACGUUGGAAAGGUUGUGUCUGUUGAGGGAUCGUACUGAUUACAAAGUCAGUCUAGGCUUAUAUUAAGGAAUAACUGUGGUGAUAUAAGUAUCACAUGGCCAAUGGAAUGAAGCCAAAUCGCAGAACAGACUUUGGUAGUCUACUCGUAUCAAUGGAAUUGCAUCGAAGGGACUAUCUCUGAAAGUCCAUCACUGCCUUAGAUUUAUACUUGGUAGUCUGUUUAUUGUAAAAGUACCAUUGUGCGCAACCUGCCUAAUCAAAACUUUGUUGGCUACAUUAGGUAUGUGCUAUUGGAAUGUGGUGAGGAGUUGUUCAAAAUCUUUACUGUUUGUAAAAAAAAAAAAAAAAAAAAAAGGGGGAAAAAAAAUCUAUACAGGUUUUCUUUGUUCAAUAAAAUCUUUUUUUUUUCCUUGACCUGA